Molecule: messenger RNA, 11593 nt
Organism: Paramuricea clavata
Lineage: Eukaryota; Metazoa; Cnidaria; Anthozoa; Malacalcyonacea; Plexauridae
Source: the annotation of a GenBank genome assembly
AGAGAGCUUCCCCCAACAAGCAUUUAGGACAAGGUUAUCUCCAUCUGUCAGGACUGCAGUUACGUGGUCAUGCGAUGUUUUCCGCUGAAGACCGACCAAUUGACGUCGAGACGUUAGAGUAUGCUUGGUUACUUGAGUUGCAGCUUGGUACGUUGUCAGGGAAGGUCACACUACCUCAGGUAUUGCACAUUCAACAACCUAUCUAGUUCCCAAGGCUACCAGUCAGUAAGCCAGGAUAAUGAUCAGUACACUGCUGAGGUUCCUGGCCUAUGGAUCGAAUUUAUGAGAGAUGAGCAAACAAAAAACCCCCGAAAUUUUAUACAGUAUGUACUUUUGUACACAACUACAUUAGAACAACUCAAUAUUCGAUUAAUUCAAUGUAAACAUCGGUCAGAUGAGGAAAACAACGAUAUCCAUUUUAUUUAAUCUCCCAUCUUCUUUGCCUGUUUUGCAUGAUUUCAAUCACGCUUGUUGUAGCUAUUAUUAUUAUAAGCAUUUAUUUCAACACGAUUAAAUUCGCAGCAUAGCUGAUGUGGUCGUGCAUUUACAUAGUUAUGUGCCUAACCCACCCUGUCAACUUUCCCUGUGGGAGGAAACACGGAGUACCCGGAGAAAACCCACGACUUUCGGCAGAGCGUUGACUUACUCUUUUCACAUUAGGACUGGGUUCCAGUCACAAUGAGAAGUCCUCAUUGAGAUUCGAACCUGCGGCCUUAGAGGUGAAAGGCAAGUGCGCUAACCACUUCGCCACCGAAACCACUUCGCCACCGCCACAAGAACAGAGUUAAUGAGAAGUUGGCAAUCACGCGACCUUGGGUAGCUGUUCUUAAUGCUUUCCUAACCAUCUUGUAUUCUAUUUAAGUUAAAAUACAGUUAGAACACUUAUCAAACCUCUAUUUUUUAAUCUAGAGCCGUAAAUAUCCCCCGUAACAAUGCUGUAACAACCCUCAUCCUCGUGUAACCGGGGCUUAACAUUUAUUUGCGGACUUAGUUUUGUUACUACAUGACCUGUAUUAAUAAUCCUUAUCACAGUCUUGAACGGUCUGUACUAGUGUACAUACUUAGGUAGUGCCAAUAAUAAUAAGAAAGCUUCAGGUGUCCCUUCGAUCCGAAGCAAUCCUUAUCACAUGCUCUUUCAAGGAAAACUAAGUUCUUAAUUUUUACAUGGCGUAUACAUAGAAUGGAGCAUGAGUUUUGUUUACUUUGCUUUUGGCAUUACGUAGAUGCGAGGCAGUCAAUUACCUUAAACGUUUAGAAGUACAGUGAAUUACCUUCAUCUGGUUUACAAGUACAAAUUAAUUAAAAUUAUACUUCAACAGAACAUUUCAUUAUUUAUAUGCAAUAAACAGAGCCAUACACGAAUGUUUGGAAAUAUGGAAUAAUUUCGUAUUUUUGCACAUCCACGUAUUAUUCCCUAUUAAAACAAAACAUUUCGUUAUUUUUAGUUACUGACGGUAUCUAAUUGGGCUGAACUGUUUGCCUUCCAUUUAUUGGACGAAGAGAAUGGAAUGAAAGAUCCUUCUCCUCACAAGAUCUGUCAGCAUGGUGUAUUACAGUCAAAAUGCGAUAAACGACCGAAGAUAAAUGAAGAUCUCGAUACUGGUGAAGAUAUUACCUCCUUGUGUCAAACUGAAGACGAUUUUAAAUACAAAAUAAUUCGAAUAUCUGUGGAAGAAAUUGACGUCUCUCUUAUUGAAGCGAGUUGCUGUUGUAAUGUCAAGGUAAACUCAACAAAAUGUAUUCUAUAUUGACACGAAUUCUUCUUGUACAUAUCAAUGAUAUCCUUCAUGUACUUAUGGAUCAAUCUACAUUCAAAUAUAUCCUCAGUAGCCGUUAUUAAAUAUUACGCGAGACGCUAGCACUAUACGGCUCUUACUACGUCUAUCACGAUUUCUCUGGAUCUCGCUAGUACUUUGUCUCUAUACGUCUCAAUUUCACUAAUAUUAUUACUUUGUAUAUGCAAGAUUUACAGUAACUGCAGUGUUUUGCGAAGUUGUCGAUUUAAAAUUACUUGUUUUACCGCUCUUUUAUUUGAUAACAGUGUAUUAUAUGCAAAGAAGCGUUGAUAUAUAAUGUAGCUGGCGUUAGAAAAAUUCCAAGCUUGCUGUCAUUUUCUCAGUUGUUCUCUCUUUUUCAGUAGCACCCAAAGCCUGCUAUCCAUGCAAGAGCUUAAGCAUCCUCUAGUAUUAAGCCUUUGCAGGGAUAUAUUUGGAAGCCUUAAGUUACAUCAAACUAAAAUUACGGCGGAAGUUAAUCCAAGCCUGAGAGAGUAUACAAAUCCAACCGGGCAUCGAACCUUGGUUGGCUUGUUUAAUGGGUUAAUAUGUAUAGAAUAUCAAUGCACCAAUCAUGUGUGUUCACGGUAAAUCAGGUCCAAGAAUUGAAAAUAUCUCUUUGAUUCACCUCGUAUUCUUGCAAUGUCAGGCCAUGGAUUUUAACUGUUAAUUUAAGUUUGCAAAUUAUUUUGUAGAUUUCUCCAAUCCGCGUUGCUUCAUGUAAUCUUCAUACAGACAGCACAAAAACGGGUGUCAGUGUGUUUGUUCACAAGAUUGACAUAAGUCAGUAUGUGUUGUUAUUGGCUGGUAAUAAACUCAAGAAUCAAGUAGGACAAGAAGAAGCAGGUUGGCUUGAAGCAGCUUCUCUACACGCUGGUCCUAUUAUUUCAGAUAUAUGUCUUGAAGAAGAUAAUAAUCUCGAUCCCACUGACCAGAAAGAGUUCUUGGAAAAACAUGACAAGAAAACUCAACGUCUUUGGUUUCUAUGGCAACAUGAUAAAGCACGUGGCACGUCGUUGCUCAGUGAAAAAGAUGGUCGAUGUGGAUGUGUUGGUGGGUGUAGUUUCUUCGGCAAGAAUGUAAAUGGUCCUGUCUUCUUUAAGCUUGAUUAUCUUGAUGCUGGACAAGAAGAAAAGGAAGGACGGUUGUUUGGCAGUCCUGAUGGGUGGCAGAAUAUUGAGCUGGAUGGGGAUGAUGAUGCUUUCAUGGAGAAUCAGUCUAGUCCAAAGACAAUUCAACGACAUAACAGCUGGGCAGGACGGAGUCAGCCUCCAAAGUUUCGUAGCAUUAGUUCUCAGCGGUCUGCUAGGACAUUUAGAUCCCGAGGUGAUGCGUCUCGAUCUAAUAUUUCAACAUAUGCCACAUUCCCAAUCAAAGCUAAAGAGAAAGGUACGAUCUUCAUGUUCAAACCAACUUGUUGUUCUUGAGGAUUCUGUUUAUGCACUUCUCAUGUUAAUAUUUCUUCAAAUGUAUCAGUAUGAUAAAUGCCUGUUUGUGUCUUUAGCCAUUGAAACUGUUGUCAACUAUCUUUGUUUGGUUGGUCUUAAUAUGGGACUCCUGUCCAGUUGACCACACCUUCAACCUUACGAUAUUUGUCUCCAUUUGUGUUGAAUUAUUAAAGUUUAUCAAUGUGUAUUUGUUUAGAUAAAAGGUUGUAAAGUUAAUAGAAUUAAAUAAUGUUUUAUAUGAUAUAAUUAUUACUAAUGAUUAUAUUUAUUAUUUAAACAUAAAUCAUUCUGUUUUAGUGCUGAGUGGUACAAGUGCAUGGAGCGUUCCUGAUAAUUUUCAGAAGGCCGCCAUCAGUAUUGGAAAUGAACGAAGGGGAAGUCCACGCAGAACUAGUGUUGAAGAGUCACAAUUUGAUCGUCAAAGAUUACCAAGUGAUGCAUCAUUUUAUUCUUGUACUAGUGGUUUGUAAGUAUUUACGUUUUAUCUACUCAUUGAAGACUGCAUAAAAUAUAGAGUAUAUUAUUAUUAUAGAAUGGAAGGCGUCAAGUUAGGUUUCGAAGUUAUUUCCAGUUUCUGUAGGGGUUGUUUCUUGUUUUCGUUAGGUUUUACAUUAACUUAAGAGGUUAACUACUUUUGGAACUAUUUGGAGUUUAAUGUAUAUAUGCAAGUUGUGGGUUUGAUGACUAAUUAAAUGCAUGAUUACUUCUCAGGGUAAUGGCUAAAAGGGAUGGACGAGAGGGAGAUUUUCAAGAUUUUAAACUCAGAGUUUACGCGCUUUAGUUUACGGUUAAUAUUAAAAUUUGGUUGGGGGUUAGGAUAAGGUUUACAGUAAGGUCUAGGAUUGUUAUAAGUGCAUGGUUGUUGAUUUUUUCGCGUUCUAACGAUCUUGAAGAGUAACCGCCAUCUCCCUCUCAUCCAUCCCCUUUCUCAACAACUCUCUUCUCAGGCGUAUUUGAGAAACGUGCUUCUAUAAGCUAAUCAAACCAUGCCAAUUUUCUCUGGUCACUCCAGUUUUUCCCUGUAGUAGCAUUGGACCAAUAAUGUUUGGAUCGUUAGGAGAGCAGAUUAGACCCUCGAUUUCUUACGCCCGUAUUCUAAAGCUCACUCACACUCAAUGAGUCGAGGUUCAAACUAAGCUUCUCUUGUGUGUCAAUGCUGUUUUUGAAUAGCUGAAGGGUUAGUGUCCUACCUUACUAUACGACCACUCAGAAUACGGGCGUUAGUUUCCCAUGUGUACAAUGUAGAAAGUUUCUGGUUCUAAUUUUUUAAAAUAUUUUUUCUUCAUAUUCUGCAGGGACAGUUCCCUUCCAUCGAGACCGGCAUCUAUUGUGUCAUUGGAUAGUUUUACCUCUGCUGUUGAGUCGAGCGACCAACCGUUAUUUGAAAUGCAAUGCGAAGAUUUUCAAAAACAAUUUAUCCUUCUACCUUCCGUAUUGUUGUCAAAAUACAGAAGUCAUCUUGCUCAGAUGCACUGCGAACAUUGGUUAGAAAAUGAAUAUUUAACUGCACAAGCCACCAGGAAAUUUAAUUUAGUGCAAAAUCUCAAAGUAUGUACUAUAUAUGUAAUUGACUUAUGCCAUCAUUUAAUAAUCCAGUAUUUUAUACAGCUAAUUCAAAAAAGGUUGUCCUUUGCAAACUCUAAACCUUAAACCUUAAACUCUAAGCGUGCAAAGCAUAAUGGGAGCAUCAUUAGUCAGUUUAGAAAUCGUAUAUGGGGCCCAUUUCUAAGAGACACGAUAAAUAUCUCCUUAGGAGAACAAUUCAUUCACAAAUAGCGGCAGUACUCGACUACUUAGCUUGAAACUUGUGCUCCCACUAAGCUUUGCACGCUUAGAGUUUAAGGUUUAGAGUUUAAGGUUUAGAGUUUAAGGUUUGCAAAGGACAACCUUUUUUGAAAUGGCUGUAUAUAGUUAAAAUUAUUUUGCGUUUGUAAAUUAUUAUCUUAAUAUUAUUGAUUAGGCUUAUAAUGCGCUUUUUAAAAUAAAUCAGUCAGAUGAGAUUUAUAACGAUUUAAAACGCUUUCAGUACAAUAUUCAAAAUACAAUACGUUGCAAUGAUAAAAUACGCGAGGGUCCAAAUUCGCGAGGGGAGUCCAAAUCCGCUAGCGAAUAAAGACCCCCAUACAGUAGGUCCAUAUUCGCUUGCGGAUUUGGACCGGGGGUCCACCCGGACCAUUUUGAGGGGGGUCACCUGUACUGUAUUGCAUAUCUAUAGCUUUUUAGCAACACAAUAUUUUGUAAAUUGGAAAUAAUCAUUCCAAUACUUUGCUUUGAUCAUAAUUAUGUUUCUUGUUUCAGGCCAUUGAUCAAAUACCAAGAACAAGUCCCAAACGACUUGAGUUCACGCCGUGCUAUACCGGCCGUUAUCACACACUCCUUUCCAGGAAAAUUACCGAAGAUUCUGAUGUGUCCAUGCCAAGUGUAUUUGCCGAAGACAUUGAACGCAGACCUGGGUUGAAGAGAGAUGUUUCGCUUUCUGAAAACGAUUCAGAUAAAACGUAUGUACUCUCUUAUUCGCAAGUGUGAUGUUUCCUUAUACUAGUGGCAGUGUGACAGCGAAGGUAGCAAUGGCAACUGGCUAUGUUAUUCUAAUGAAUAGUUUAAAUGAUUAACAAUUUGCGUAGAACGACGAGUCUUUAUGCUACCUUCGCCCCUACAGUGUGCCGCGCGUUCUAAGAAUCUGUAUAGUGCUCCCUGACGUAUAUUGAGGUGAUCUAUACAUAAAAAUGGGCUUGAUUUUCGGGGGAAAGGAAGAAGACCUUAAUCAAAGCAAUAAGUAGAAAAUAUCAAUUUCUCAGUUAAAUGUGUUUUGGAAUACGAAAUUAACAACGUACAGAGCAAAAAACCAAGAACCACACAUUAUGGAUCUUCGCUUUCCUACAUAAGCCGCCCGACUUAAUUAAGCUCCAUUUCUUUGAUUUGAAUUACUAAUAUUUUAAAUAUCCCAUUUAAACAUUUAGCUAUACCAGUUUUGUUUUGAACCUGAAAGAACUAAAAAAAUGGACGUUUCGAACGAAGCGUUAGAAGUGAUGAAGGACCGAAUGUCCAAAUGUUUUAUUCUUUUUCAUGUAAUUCCAACGAAAACUUUUAUAUUUUAUCGUAGAAUACUUCUUACAUUGUCCCCUCUCCCCGACGUUGGAGAUUCCAUUUCAACUUUGACUGUAGUUCCUGAAUUAUUAAUAGUCUUUUUAAUAUUCGUAAGAAAUUGUUCACACGCUCUUUCUAAUUUCAUAUUACUUUAGACCUGGGAAAAUGGGUUCCUUAAAGAAACGUCGUUGGAAAACAGAAAUUAAUAAUGAGUCGUCACAAUCUAUGUCUUCGUCUAAACAUCCCGCUGAAAGUCUAACGUCGAAUAAAGAAUGUGUUCAACUGAACCGUGGCACAUCAAUUGUCAGAAUUGAGGGAUUUGUCAACAUCAUGUUGUCUCCACUACUGCUAGAAGCCCUUGACAGGUGAGCGAUUGACACAAUGGACGACUUGCGCUUUAGACUAAAUUUUAAUCUAAGUAAGAACAACGAAAUCUAUCACCACAGCUAGAAAGAGCGUCUUGGAAUUAAUAAUAUUACAAAGUUUGGUUGCGAAAUGUUGUAAAAUACGGAAAAUAUAGCCCUUCAAAAUUGGCAAAUUUGUAUACUUUUGUAUUACGUGCGUGAAUUGGUAACUAAAUUAGUUACCAAUUUCCGCACGUAAUAGAAAUGUAUACAAAUUUGCCAACUUCGCAGGGCUAUAUUUUCCGUAUUUUACAGCAUUUCGCAUCCAAACUUUGCAGUUUUUCUAAUUUUGAUAACUUCUUUCCGAAAAUAUCCUUUGUUAUUCCCAGAUUAAAAAAUUUUCUAAAGCGCAAGUUGUCCAUUACUUACAGCACAAUUACUUACGCAUACGUAUUUUUAAUCAAUAGAUUGUUUCCCUCAUUGUCAAUCAUCUUAUGCCCAGUACGUCAUAAUCCAUGCAACAGUAUAAUUGUUAAAUAGAAGGACACCCUGUAAAGUGAUUUAACCUUAUAAUAUUUUCGAGCCAAGGAAGAGAUAUCACGAUUGACACAUCUGGAUGAUGCGAAAAUCAUAUUUUUAGGGAACAGAUUUUUCUUUCACGCUCUAGCAAAGAUCGCACUUUCUCAGAGGGUAUCGUUUAACAGCUGGUUAACUUAAUCCCAGGUUAAUGAAAAACUUCAAAGCUAUCUUCCCAACAGCUUGUUCAAGAAAUGAAAAUAUUUUUUUCCAGGAAUGGUUUCUGGAUCAAUAGAAAUUUUAUUUUCUAAGUUGCAAAAUAUACAGUGCAAUAAAUUUGAAAAAAUACCCAAACCAAAUCAGCAGGUUAAAUUUUAGCCACUAAUCCAACUUUGAACAACCGGCUCCAGAGUGGUUCUGGGCAACCGAGUUGAACUGCGGAACUCAGGUUUGAUUUCUUCUUUUCUUUGCUAUUGUUUACUCCAGGUAUUCGAGAUCCGCAGCGGAGCAGAUCAACUCUCUUCAUCCUUGCACAAUUCUUGAUAAGAUACACGUGAAAAGUCUGGAUGUAGCUCAGAAGAAAUACAAAAUGGAUCUUCCAGACAAGUCUUUGAAGAAGACAGAAAGUCGACAAAAUAUCUUUAUUUCAGUUCCUGGUGUUAAUGUUUGUUUCUUGCAGGCUUUAACAAGUGAACGACGUGUCUCAACCAUCUCGCUUACAACAGCCAGUAGUGAAAGUGAGCUGUCAGACACUAUGCAUGCUAACUAUCAUCCAAACCCUAGUCUUUCAUUGCUAGCUGUAAGGCUGAAUGGAUUUUCAGGGCAAAUUAUCGUACAUAACCAGCGGAAAGCAUCGCUUGCCAAAUACAUGCACGAGAAAAUGGAAGAUGCAAGGGAAGAACACGUGACUUCCAAUGAGAGUGUACCACAGUCUCCCACAGUUGAUACGAAAAAAUGUGAUACUGAAAACGUGGGCAAUAAAUUAGCGGGAAAUUUUAACUUGGAGCAAAUUCAACUACAAUUUAGUCGUCUGUGUAAUAAAAGUGACGUUGAAAACAGCCAUACGACUGCAAUACCUCCAAAAUGUAGUAAGGUUGAUUUUAUUUACUCGAGUAGGAAUAUUAUUCAGUUUUCUAAGGCUCUUAAUGUGAAAAACUUAAGGAAGGAAGAAAUAGUCAUCUUUGUUAUGUUAGAAUCUGGAAUGGAUAAUAUUUCACUGAAAGUUGGAAAUUGUGCAAAAUUGAAAACAGGAGAAAAAUUAAAACGUCAAGCUCCAUCAACGAAGAAGAGUGGUCAUAACCGUAGCCAAAGUGCUCCAGCGCAACUGCUGUCUAAGAUUACUCAAUGUGAUGUUACUGACGCCCCACGUCCUUCAUUUCAACAUACAUUACAUGAAAAUUAUAGUGAACAAAUGCUAGAAAGUAUUGUUGUUGAAAAACAACCAGGUAUUCCUAUGUCUCCGCUACAACCAGGUAUUCCUAAAGACGAUUCAGCCAGUUCAAUUACAUCAUCAUUAAGUGCGCGAAGUGACAGUACUGGGAACUUGACUGAUAAUGAAAGUGAAGGAGAAGAUGAGACUGAUGCACAACCUUUGCUCGCACGUCGUUCUCAAGAGACUGGCAGAGUUGGAAAACCUUUAACACCGUCAAUUGCAACUAAAGAAGACUCCCCAAAGCCGGCAUAUUUACUCCAUCAUCAAAAUGAUGUCGUAGCAAAUUUCAAGUGUAUCUGGUUUAACUGUGCUUCACCCUCCUCAGUCAAACCUGUUCCUGAGAAUUAUCAUCUUCAUAAUAACCUGUUAACAACAGGAAUACCUGCUGUGUCAAGUUGGAUGCCUGGCGCAGAGAAACUCCGUGCAACCCUGGCACGACUUCAGAAUGAUCAUCGUAGACGAUUUUAUUCCGUUACAUCGUGUAUCAUGGCGUUGGGUCUUCCAGAGAAAAAUAAAAUGUUGGGCACGGUAUGUUGAUUUAUAGAUUUUAUGUGUAUUUUAUUAAUUAAGAACAUUUUGGACCAGUUAGUUUGUGUGUAAAAUAUAUAGUCCAGCCUUCAAGUUUAGACACUGGAUGUAUUAUAUGGAUUGAUGGAUUGUGUAAAACAAGGUUGGGAAACUUGGGAAACGACAACGUCAAUGAAAACGUGUUCCUGUUAUAACAUUAGUGAAGUUUAGAUUUUGACUUCCACUACAGCUACCGUUACCACUAACCAAUAAGGUGCAUUUUUCUACCUGCAAAUGAAAUGUGUGUGGUAGUGGAAAUCAAAUCUGAAUUUUGCUCUGAAACAAGGGCGUUAUAAACUGUAUUCCCUUGAGCGUUCCAGUUGGCCGUUCUUGUUUAUAGUACUAUAGUUCACAGUAUUUACAUUAUUUCUACAUCUCAUAACACUUUUAACGUUUGAAGUCUUGUGGGGUGUUUUAUGUCAAUUCACUGAGUAGUGCUACUUAAGUGUUGUUGAAAAGAAAGAUAAGAGGCAAAUAAAGUUCAGUAGUGUAUGUUUUUUCUCGAAUACAAAAAUGUAAAUAAUUUUGUAUUAUGUCGUUGGCGUUCUAACUCCCUAUUUACAGAGCCUAAGCAAGCGACGUCACGUGAGUUAGUACUGUACCUAGUUUUCGGUAAAUGCUCAUGAAUAUAAAGAUUUAGUCGGAGAACGAUUUAUUAAAUACCUAAUUUUGACGAUAUUUUUAUUUAAAGCGUUCCUGUAGGGAAGUUCCUUCAAAACCUUGCGUUUUGCCGCGAUAUGAGGCCUUAUAAGUCUAUUAGUUCGUCUUAAAAGACGAUCUAAUAGACUAACACAUAAUAUAAUAAUAAUAAUAAUACACAGAAUUUCUAUAGCGCCAAAUCUACAGUUCUCUAAGGCGCUUUACAUUCAUACCACAUUAAAAAUAUGGACAAAACCUAAUUUACUAGUAAAAAAGUUUAAAAAGUUUAAAAAUGUGACCUAGACCUAAUUUACUUAUAAGAAAGUUCAAAAAAGUGCGUUUUUAAACGUCUUUUAAAAAUGCUAAAACUUGUCUCAAGUCUCAAGCUGUCUGGUAAAUUGUUCCAUAGUGUUGGGCCAGAUCUUCCAAAACAUCGUCCACCUUGGGUAACCUUCUUAAACCUAGGAAUAACCAAAAGGUUUUUGCCAUCUGCUCUAGUGCCUUUGUUUUCACGCUUUUUUAACAGUUCAGAUAAGUACUCUGGUGCAGUUCCUUGGAGACAUUUAAACACAAAUAACAGAAUUUUGUACUCUAUUCUCUUUUUCACUGGUAACCAGUGGAGUCUUUCCAAUAUCGGUGUAAUAUGGUCGUACUUUCUUGUUCCUGUGAUUAAUCGUGCAGCCAGCUUUUGCACACUAUAUAACCUGUCCAAGUCACAAUUUGGUAACCCAUAUAGGAUAGCAUUACAAUAGUCAAGCCUUGAUGUAAUCAUACUGUGUACCAUUAUUUUUGCUGCAUCUUCAGUAAUACAUUUUCUAAUCUUACGCAUAUUGCGGAGCUUGAAAAAACAACUUCGCAACAUUACGAACAUGACUCUUUAAGGUAAGCUUGUCAUCAAGUUCUACUCCUAAGAGAGUUACUGAUUCUGAUUUAACAAUACUUUCGUUUUCGAUUGACAAGCAAGGAAAAUCAGAGCAGUCUCGACGAGGACCUGUCAAAACCAGGAACUUUGUUUUAUCAUCAUUGAGCUUCACCAUGUUCUUUGUCAUCCAAGUUUUUAUGUCAUGCAUCAGAGAUUCCAUUCUAUCAAUGGUUUCCAAUCUAUUUUCAUACUUAAAGGAUAUGUAUAGUUGGCAAUCAUCAGCAUAUAUAUGAAACUGUACACAUGAACAUCAAUGAAUUCUUGUGAAUGGAGUUAAGUCUGUCAACCCGCUUUCACAGUUGAAUCAACUCACGAUCAAUGAAAUACAUUCAGUGUUCCAUCCAGUAGAGACAUGCAUCAACAUUCAGAUGAGAUAAUGCUCAGCUGGAUGCAUGAGCUAUCGGGCUAGAUUAAAUUAUUCAAUGUCACUACUAAUUUUGUCAAAGUUUUGUGAGCUAACUCAGUGAAGUCUUCUUACUCGCUGUAAUGCUUUAUUUUUAUUCUUAUUUUCAAGCAUACCAUCGUGAGUAAAUCAAGUGAAGAAUCCAAAUAUCUACAGAGAGAAUACUCCAGUCAAUUAAUCUUUCAUCUUCGCCGUCAGUUGGUUGGCACAAGAAAACAUAAAGUUCUUACUGCAUUAUCAGACGUGAGUGCUAUCCCAAGUACAGAAGAUUUGAGCAGUGGUAUCAUGGCGCUAUCACGACAAUGGAAAUGUCUUCUGGGUGUAACAGAUGAAGAAUUCCGUCCUGCUGGGUUAUUGAAACGACCCGUGGUUGGUCGUGGUGUACUCACUGAACGUGAUCGAGCUAUUUUAAUGAGAACUGAAUACAGAAAGUCUCAAGAGGAAGAAACACUUGCUGCAG